Molecule: messenger RNA, 1552 nt
Organism: Tachysurus fulvidraco (yellow catfish)
Lineage: Eukaryota; Metazoa; Chordata; Actinopteri; Siluriformes; Bagridae
Product: complement factor H-like
Exons: 11
Coding region: 107-1423 (438 amino acids)
Source: RefSeq, a predicted model, not a curated record
GUGGUUUCUGGUAAAGGGAGGCAGAAAAGUAAAUGAUUAAUGUGCUAAUAAAUAAAGCGACCUGAAGGUUUUACACUGUGGUCUGAGUUGAAGAACUACAGAGAAGAUGAGGAUUAUUAUCCUGGUUUUAGCUAUUUGGUCAUGUCAGGCGGCGAAGGAGGUCUGUCUCCGUCCGGAUCUCAAGAAAGGCUUUUUCGUUCCCCACCGAGAUACUUACAAGGACGGCGAUUCUGUUUCAUACGGCUGUGAUUCAGGACUGAAACCUGCCCUGGAAACAUGGUGGGGACAGAUAACAUGCAGUAAUGGCAUAUGGUCACACACCCCUCGAUGUAUCGAGAAAACUUGGUGUAUUCCUCCUCACGUGCCAAAUGCCCAGACUACAGGGGAGUUAGAUCCGUUCUACACUCCUGGUUCCAGACUGUGGUUUAAGUGCAACGUCGCCUACGAGUUUGAAGGAGCAAGUCAAGUCGCAGUGUGCAAAGAUGGAAAAUGGAAUUUGCCGACGUGCAAAAGAAAGCGUUACACUUGUGAUCCCCCUCUCCGUGUUGACAACGGGAUGAUUAAACAACCUUACCAGGAUGCUUUCGAACACGGGCAUCGGCUCGAUUAUGUUUGUGCAAAAGGAUACAAGAUAAGUGGCCAACAAUAUAGUGACUGCAACUCAGGCAGAUGGACCAAUACGAUUAAAUGCGAAAAAAUAACGUGUCGUAAACCACAAGUGCAAUAUACAGAACCUGAGGAGUUAAAAUUCUCCUAUGACAUUGGAGAGACGAUUCGGUUUAGGUGCCGCCCCAGCUACGAGUUCGAAGGCAGUGACACUGCGGAGUGUGUAGAUGGAUCCUGGAGGCUGCCAGUGUGUCGACGUCGAGGUGAAUUGAGGUGUAACCAACCAAGUGUCCAAAACGGCCGUCUUGCAGUAGUUUCAGCAUUUAGCUAUGCUGCAGGAAUUUCGGUACAGUUUGUAUGUGAUGACGGCUAUGAGUUUGAAGGAACACAUUAUGCACAGUGUAAUAAUGGACAAUGGAAGCUGCCUGUGUGUAAACGAGCAGUGACUGGCGGCCGAACUGUUCCUGAGAAUAAAGAUCCGUCUUUAUCUGGCCUUGAUUGUGGACCUCGACCCCUUAUUGAAAAUGGAGACUUCACAGAGCUACCAGGUGGAAAUACAUUACAGGUUCAGUGUAAGUUCUUAUAUAAAAGAGUGGGACCUGAAACGGUAACAUGUGUUUCUGGAGUGUGGUCGCAGCUUCCAGUGUGUAAACCGCCAUGUAAACUGGACAGGACGCGCUUUUCUUCUAAUGUUGAUGUAUAUCUGCCAGAGGGUGAAAAGAAGGAUUUUUACUGUACUUUAAGAAACUACAAUUACUAUUAUACUAUAACCAUCCAGUGCACUAAUGGACAAGCCAUCUAUGGUGCUUGUGGCUAGGCCUGGUGAUCUGUAUCGACGGCUCGAUCGGACAAACCGACACCCGCAGAGCUCCUGCUGAUGAUCAGAAAUAUUCCUUCUCACAAUUAAAGCUUGCUUUUUAACCAAAAUAAAAGCAUAUCACUCGUG